Molecule: messenger RNA, 2928 nt
Organism: Lachancea fermentati
Lineage: Eukaryota; Fungi; Ascomycota; Saccharomycetes; Saccharomycetales; Saccharomycetaceae
Source: the annotation of a GenBank genome assembly
AUGCUAUCUAGAACUGUGUCCAGGGUGUCGCUGGCUCGUUUGUUGACACGCCAGCCAACGCGUAUCGCCUCCCCCUUGGCGCUAGCUCAUUUCAGAGAGAACCGCUCCCUUUACCAUAUUUUGUCAGGUACCAAGACCGCUAAAGACAUCCGGGCUGAAGCUUUCCGUGAAAUAGAACACAUCAAGUCCAGAGUACCCGAGUUCCAACCAACACUCAAAAUCUUCCAAGUCGGUUCGAGACCAGACUCUAGUGCGUACGUGCGCAUGAAGCUCAAGGCAUCUAAAGAGAGUGGUGUUGCCUGUUUCGUUGAAAAGCUUCCUGAAGAUAUUUCAGAGGUUGAACUUCUCAACAAGAUCGAGGAAGUGAACAACGACGACUCCAUACAUGGUCUGCUCAUUCAGUUACCACUUCCCAAGCACCUUGACGAAACCAAAAUCACAAACUCCGUUUUACACACUAAGGAUGUCGAUGGGUUUCAUCGUUACAAUGCAGGUGAGCUUUCCAAAAAGGGUGGUAAGCCAUUCUUCAUUCCAUGCACCCCCAACGGUUGCAUUCGUCUUUUGAAAGAAGCUGGCGUAGAUCCCAAGGGUAAAAAUGCCGUGGUGCUUGGCCGUUCUGAUAUUGUAGGCACCCCUGUCGCAUCUCUUCUCAAAGAUCUCGACGCAACCGUAACAGUUUGUCACAGACACACUAAGAACCUUCCAGCCAUUCUAUCUCAGGCAGAUGUGGUUGUUGCAGCUUGCGGUGUGCCCAACUAUGUUAAAGGCGAAUGGCUAAAGGACGGUGCUGUUGUAAUUGAUGUUGGUAUCAAUUAUAUUCCUGAUGCAACCAAGAAAUCGGGCCAAAGGCUCGUUGGGGAUGUCGAUUUUGAAUCCGCCAAGGAAAAAGCCUCUUUCAUCACCCCAGUCCCUGGGGGUGUUGGACCAAUGACCGUAGCAAUGCUAGUGCAAAACGUACUACUUGCUGCAAAGAGGCAAUUAAGCCAAUCGAACAAACUGCCAAAAAUCACCCCAUUACCUCUGAAGCUACAAAAUCCCGUUCCCUCCGAUAUCGAGAUUUCAAGAGCCCAAACUCCAAAGCAUAUUAGCUUAGUUGCGGAAGAAUUGGGAAUUCACCCAAGUGAGGUAGAACUAUAUGGUCAUUACAAAGCGAAAGUUUCUCCAAAUGUUCUCAAAAGAUUGGAAUCAAAUGAGAACGGUAAGUAUGUUCUAGUUGCUGGUAUUACUCCUACCCCAUUGGGCGAGGGAAAAUCUACGACUACCAUGGGGUUGGUACAGGCUUUGGGUGCGCAUUUGAACAGGCCUGCGAUUGCAAAUGUUCGUCAACCUUCCAUGGGUCCAACGUUUGGUGUGAAAGGAGGUGCAGCUGGUGGUGGAUAUGCGCAAGUCAUUCCAAUGGAUGAGUUCAAUCUACACUUGACUGGUGAUAUUCAUGCCAUUUCUGCUGCAAACAAUUUAUUGGCUGCCGCAAUUGAUACCAGAAUGUUUCAUGAAGCCACUCAAAAGAAGGAUUCUUCUUUGUAUGGAAGACUUGUACCUACCAAGAAGGGCAAGCGUAGCUUCAAUAAGGCUAUGUUAAAACGUUUACAGAAAUUGGGAAUCCAGAAGACCAACCCAGAUGACUUAACGCCUGAAGAAAUCCGCAAGUUUGCUCGUCUCGACAUAAAUCCAGAUACCAUAACAAUCAAGAGAGUUGUUGAUGUCAAUGACCGUAUGCUACGUCAAGUGACUGUUGGAGAAGCUCCUACCGAGAAGGGUUUCAUAAGAAAGACAGGGUUUGAUAUUACGGUUGCUUCCGAAUUGAUGGCGAUUUUGGCCCUCUCUAAAGACUUGACAGAUAUGAGAGAACGCGUUGGACGCAUUGUAGUAGGUGCAAACUACAACAAUGAACCAGUUACCGUCGAAGAUAUCUUCUGCGCAGGUGCUAUAACAGCACUACUUAAGGACGCUAUCAAGCCUAACCUUAUGCAAUCGCUUGAGGGUACCCCGGUCUUGGUUCACGCUGGUCCCUUUGCCAAUAUUUCAAUUGGAGCUUCUUCAGUCAUUGCCGAUAGAGUUGCUUUGAAACUAGUCGGUAAACCAAAGAAUGCUCCUGAAGAAGUUGAGAGUGGGUUUGUUGUUACCGAAGCUGGUUUCGAUUUUACUAUGGGUGGUGAACGGUUUUUCAACAUCAAAUGUCGUGCUUCAGGCUUAACUCCAAACGCUGUAGUCCUUGUUGCGACAAUUCGUGCAUUGAAACUUCACGGUGGUGCUCCUGACGUCAAGCCAGGACAAUCACUUGGACCUGAGUACACAAAGGAAAAUGUCGAACUAGUUUCUAGAGGUGUUGCGAAUUUAUGUAAACAGAUCUCCAAUGCUAAGCAGUUUGGCGUCCCAGUAGUUGUUGCGAUUAACAAGUUCGAAACUGAUACCGAUGCUGAAAUUGAAGUCGUAAGAAAGGCUGCAAAGGAGGCUGGUGCGUACGAUGCUGUGGCCACCAACCAUUGGGCUGAAGGUGGCAAAGGAUCUAUUGCUCUUGCAGAGGCUGUCAUCAGAGCAACCGAACAACCCGUUGACUUCAAGUUCUUGUACGAUGUCGAUCAAACAGUGGAGGAAAAGUUAGAGGCCAUUGUGAAAACCAUGUAUGGCGGUGCUGGUAUCGAAAUUUUACCUGAAGCUCGAAAGAAAAUAGAUUUAUACAAGAGCCAAGGAUUUGGAAACUUGCCCAUCUGCAUUGCGAAGACUCAAUACUCUCUCUCUCAUGACGCUUCUUUGAAAAACGUCCCUAGCGGAUUUACGUUCCCAGUUAGGGAUGUGAGAGCAUCUAUCGGUGCAGGAUAUUUGUAUGCGUUGGCCGCAGAGAUUCAAACAAUUCCUGGUUUGUCGACACACGCUGGUUACAUGAAUGUUGAAGUCAAUGACAAUGGUGAUAUUGAAGGAUUGUUUUAA